UGUGGUACGCAGGUUUGGGUAGCGUGCAUGGAAGUUUGAAAACGGUUAACUGAACGAUAAGUGCAAUGUGGAUAUCUGAGUAUUUCAAGAAUUCUGGAUAUCUCCGAAUCAGUUCAGAUCUAGUAGUACUAUGCCGACGAACUUCAUAAUCAUGCUAUAUAAGGGAGUAUCGUGAUCGUAGCGGAGGUGAGAAAAUGAAUUGAGUACGUAGACCGCAGCAAGCAGCAACUGGAGAACAGCAAUGGACCAUUCUGAUAUUAAGCUGGUGGAGAAAUUAAGAAGGGAAUAUCCAGAACAGUUUUAUACACUAGUGAGGAUGCAUCUGUCAUUCAUUCUGGAUCUUAAUACAGAUGAAUCUGAAGUUGCUCAUGAAAAGAACAAGUUCAAGCCGUCAAAAUGGGUGUCUGUUGCUUUCUCCAGAAAAGCAAAGUGUCCAUCAAAAGGUGUCAUGGAAGGUGCUCCUUUAACACAAGAAGGAAUUUGUCAAGUGUAUCAGCUUAUUGAAUUUCUAGGAAAAGAACAGAAUAUUAUUCAAGAAGGUAUAUUUCGCCGAAGUGGAAAAAUGACUCGUCAGAAUGAGCUGAAGAUGUUGAUGAACCAGGGAGUGCCUCUAAAGUUGGGAGAAGGGAACUUCUCUGUGCAUGACUGUGCUUCAGUAUUGAAGAACUUCCUGGCAGAAUUACCAGAGCCAUUGUUAACUGAUGCACAUUUUCCAGCGUACUACCAAAUAUCAGAUUUAUGUAAAGAGGUAGCAUCAGGACGUGGAAAUGAGAAACGUUUACUCAGAGCACUUCAGCUACUUCUUCUUCUGUUACCAGUUGAAAACCGUUUGCUUCUGAGAGAUCUGCUGCAGCUACUGCAUAAAACAGCUUGUCAUGAGGCUAAAAAUAAGAUGUCGGCAGACAACCUUGCAACACUGUUCACACCACAUCUUAUCUGCCCAAGAAAGCUGACACCAGAAGCUUUGCAUGACAAUUCUCAGAAAAUGUGUGGUGUAAUUGCUUUCAUGAUCAAGCAGGAAAAGAACUUGUUCAAUAUUCCACCAAAAUUGGCUACAGAUGUUCGUGCUUUCUGGAUUGAGCAUAAUAAAUCAAGAAUAACACCGAAGGUAUGUAGAGUAAGCACUGAUGGUUUAACAGCAAGUACAGUGUUCUCAUUUGUCGAUCGUGAACGCUCGGCAGAAGUUCAUAAACAGGUGGGAGAUCCUACUGAGGUAGCUCUGGCCCAACUCUAUGCCCACAUUCAGACACUGCCAGAGUCUCAACAGAAACGACGUCUUGUGAAACAGUUUAAUCGAGAAAAUGGUCAUGGUACACCGUUACGUUUCAAACCACACGGCCGAAGCCGUAGUUUGGGUGAUUCUAUUAAGAGACAUAUUUUCAAAGGUGGAACAAAGAUGGACAAGUGUGAGGAUUCUUUGGGGCGGCGGUGCAGUGUGGUUAGGUCUUUGAGUCAAGAAGACAUAAGUACACCAACAAGAACAGGCGAUCGUAUUAAAUUAUUCCAGGAACAUGGGAGUGGUGGAUUCACUCCCCUCUGUGAAUUCCCUACUUUGAGAAAAUCAUUGUGUGACUCUAAUUCAACUGUAGUACGCCUAAGAUACUCAAGGAAAACUGCCAAACCACUGUUGUUGAGACGGCGGCUGAUUUGUGUUGAUUCUGAGAAUAGCAUGUGUGAAGAAAACAGUGUUAUGCUGAAGUCACUUAGGCAUAAUAACUGUGACUCUAGUAGUGGAUCCCAUUCCAGCAAAUGGGAUGGCUUACAUAAAAAUUCAGUGAGCAAUAAGUCUCAAAUGAAUAUUGCUUUUAGUUCAGUGCAGUGCCAACAAUCUACUGUUGAUACUCAUAAUGAAUUAUUAGUAAAUGAUUACUGUGACAGACAUCUUAUAAAUGGUAACAUUCCCCUUACAGUUAGAAAUAUGAAAUUAAUUGGUGUACCUGAAAGCCUGAGUAAUGGGAGAUUGUUUCAUGCAAAGUCUGUGACUUUUGAAGCAGAAGGUGAUCACAGUAAUUCCCCUGCCUUCCAUGUCAACCUUCAUUCAGCCUAUCCAGUGGCAGCACCUUUACAUAACUCAAGUGAUAGAAAUUGCAGUGUAUGGUUAAGUGAAUUGGACACAGAACGUACACAAGCUUUACAAAGAGACCAGUCUCCUUCUGUUCUUCCAUCUACCCCAAUCUGGGCUGCAAGUACACCUGCCCUGCAGGUCAUCAGCUUAAACCAAAGCAGCUCCAUAUCACCCAUCACCCGGUCUACUCAGAAAAUGCCUAAAGCUAUGCAGGAAACAAUGAUGACUCCAAGAAGCAGAAAACCAGUUGUUGUUCUAUCUGGAUCUAAUCUCUGCCAUCUUACAAGUAUUAAUAAUAUGGACACUCCAGAUGAUGCUAAUAGGAUGCCUUCACCCAUUGGUGGGAGCCGUGCCAUUAAAGCAUUUGUGAACGGUGACUGUGUGGGCACAGAAAUACACACACCUAUAAAACCUGCUGGUGCUUUUUGCACUAUAAGUGAUUGUGAUAAAGAAAAUAGCUUUUCAAGAAAAAUAGUCCUGGAAAAUGAAAACAGUAUUUUCAACAUGUACACCGAUGGCCAUGAAGCUGAUAGUUGCAAUGGCGGUUCCCUGAGCAGCCCGUUUAAAUCAUAUCUGUCAAGUCGUAGUGUCCUUACAGCUUCUCCAAUUGACUUGAGUUUUAUAAGCCGUGGGAGUGAUUUGGACUCUUCUGUAGAAGAACAUAGGAUUCUGCAAAGUGUUGAGAACAAUCUGAGUGAAUCAUUAUUGUUUUGCCUAAAUGGAGGUCAACCAUCUUCUCUUGAUGAUGAUAGUGUGGAAAAUAGCAGGUUUGCAGCAGACAAACUGUGUGCUGUUCAAGUAGCUACCUCUGUACCUGUUAAAGAUGUGGGGACUGAGUCUUCUACAUUUUGCAAGAACUUUCUGCAAGAAACAUCAUUAUGAUGUUGAUCAGGUAUUUUUACGUAAUCAUCAUAAAUACGUACUGAGGCCAGUAUUGACAUAAUGUUGAUAGUUCAACAUUAACUGUAUUUGUCCUAAAUGUGAUAUGGAAUACCAAAAACUUGUAACAAUAGUAUUUACAACCAAGUACAAGAACUAACUUGUAAUGUUUCUAUGACACUGUAGAAAAAGUUCACUGGAAUCAGGCCAAAGUAAGACUGUUACUUCAAAAGUUGUCAAACAGAAGCUUCAAACUGUCUUGCAGCUUUCGUAGUGACAUUAAAUAUUUAAGCAUUCUUAGAUGUUUUCAUAUACCUUCUAAAUGUCACAUUAUUUCAAAUGUUUGGAGAAAACUUACUUUUCUUAGGUUCUUUAAAGAACUUUGUGCUUAUCAAAAAUUAAGAUUGUAAAUUUUAAAACAGAUGUAAACAUAUUGUAAUAUAGAUUCUUACAUUAAUUUAUAUUUCAUUCAAACUGAAAUGUUCAUCUAGUUAUAAUGAGUUAAUGCUCCUUUCUGUUUUGUUUAUUGCAUUUUACUUUCAUGAUGUAUAGUACAAGAAACUGUAAGUGCCAUGUACAAAAAGAAAUAUAUUAACUUUCACCUAUUUUGGUGCUGU
Molecule: messenger RNA, 3561 nt
Organism: Schistocerca serialis cubense
Lineage: Eukaryota; Metazoa; Arthropoda; Insecta; Orthoptera; Acrididae
Gene: RhoGAP54D
Product: rho GTPase-activating protein 19
Exons: 10
Coding region: 242-2947 (901 amino acids)
Biological process (GO): signal transduction; regulation of small GTPase mediated signal transduction
Cellular component (GO): cytoplasm
Molecular function (GO): GTPase activator activity
Source: RefSeq, a predicted model, not a curated record